AACGAAGAUUUGUGGACAGUCAACAUGGGCGUGAAUCCGAACCACAACGAUGGCUGGCAGCUGGGCCUCCUCCUGACAGUCAGUGAAGAGGCCCAAGCAACGACGAUCAUAAACUUGACACUAAACCACAUUUCAAAUCUGUUCGUACGACUCCACGGUCAUUUUGGUGAAGGAGAAAUCGCUGAGGAUGGCUUAUUUCCCAUGCCGAAGAAGCAGUCCUUUCCCCUCGCUGUCACAGUCCGUCGAUACAAUCUAGAACUUCAAAUGGGUCAUGCGGAGAAGGCCGCAGCACAUAGACUAGGGAAUAUCGAUGGGAUAACAACUUCGACUCUUGAAUUAAAGAACAUAGUUGCUGCUGAAAACUUCAAUGUGUCACGCGGUUGCGCCGAGGUCAAUAACAGUCGAACAUCCAAGAUACUGAAAUAUGCAGUUCAGCCAAGAUUUUCAGGUACAGCCACUACACUGGACUAUUCGGCUCAUACGACAUUACCAGAAAACAACACUAUAGUCAUAGUUGCGGCUUCGUGCGGCGCUGCGGCCCUCGCGAUGGCAGCGACCUUGGUGAUCUACUGCGCUUCCAGGCGACUGCGCGGAACCCCACCUGACAACGCAGCCUCCUGCUCUGUCCAGGACGAAGGACCUCGCCCCGUCCAAGCUCAAGCCCAGCAGGAUAUCCGCGUCCACGCUUUAUCUGACAACACUUACGUAAACGUUGCCACGCCUGCCCAGGAACACAGUACUGCACACGCCACUUGGGUUGCUUCAGGCCAAAUGGGUAUGGGCAGCGCACUGUGCGUAGACGAACACCACAGUUCUCCCGAGGAACACAUCUACGAGAGUGCAGGUGAUAUAGCCGUACCGAUGUACACAGACUAUGCAAACUACCAAGAAAGGAGUUUUCCUGAAGAACACAUCUACGAAAGUGCAAGUGAUAAAGAGGAACAGACGCACACGAACUGUGCAAACUACCAAGAAAGGAGUUUUCCUGAAGAACACAUAUACGAGAGUGCAGGUGAUAUAGCCGUACCGAAGUACACAGACUAUGCAAACUACCAAGAAAGGAGUUUUCCUGAAGAACACAUCUACGACACUGCAAGUGAUAAAGAGGAACAGACGCACACGAACUGUGCAAACUACCAACAAAAGUGUUCUCUCGAGGAACACAUCUACGAGAGUGCAACUGACACUGAAGAAUCAUCCGACAGCCGGUCGAAGAGAAACAGCAUUUACGAGUGCGAAAGGGACACGGAUUCACAGCAGUCACUCAGAAACAGCAUUUAUGCGGAUUUCACAUGAGUAUUUCCACAGCUGCUCUCACAGUGUUGACUGCAUUUGCUAUUAUGUAUUUCGUUUUCUAUAUGAGGUCAUGAGAAGCAUAUAGUAAAGAAGUUUGUUGCAAUAUAUUUCUAUAUCACUGCGAUAGAAGAUUGGCAGUAAUUAAGUGAAGUUUCACACCUUAUGUACAUUGCAUAUUCUUCAAACUUUAUUAUGUAUAAUCUAAGAGUUGAUAAUUGAUGCUCCAUAUUCAGCCUAUAUUACGAUUUGACAAUUCGUGAUUAUUGAUUGACUUACUUCCUAUGACUUAGUAUACACACACUUGUAAAUAGACGAAUAAAGAGGUAAAACAGCAAUUCAUUUCACA
Messenger RNA from Penaeus indicus, 1642 nucleotides. RefSeq lists its product as uncharacterized. The record is from RefSeq and is a predicted model, not a curated record. The coding region runs from base 25 to 1296 and encodes 423 amino acids. Lineage: Eukaryota; Metazoa; Arthropoda; Malacostraca; Decapoda; Penaeidae. The transcript is spliced from 4 exons.